GGACCCACAGACACACUCCCCGGGGAACGGCACCGGGCGGGCGGGCGGGCGGGGGAGACAUCGGCUGCGCGAGCCUCAACUUGUUGUUUUAACAGAAAUAAUGCUGAUAUCUGGAAUCCAUGUCGAACGUCUAUGAAGAGAGGGUAACGAUGAUCGCAGCAGGGGAAAUGCAGGAGUUUGUUCCGUUUGGCCGUGACCACUGCAGGCGCCACCCUAAUGCCACAAACCUGCAGCUGCGGCAGCUGCAGCCUGCCUCGGAGCUGUGGUCGUCUGAUGGAGAUGCGGGGCUGGUGGGCUCGCUGAGGGAGGUUACAAUCCACGAGAAACAAAAGGAGAGCUGGCACCUGAGGAAAGGCUGUUGUGAAAUUGGCGAAGAGCUGGAUUACGAUGAAGAGCUCUAUGUGGCUGGAAACAUGGUCAUCUGGAGCCGAGGAAGUAAGAGUCACGCCUCGUCCGUUUACAAAGCCUUUACAGUGGAUAGCCAAGUCCUGCAGGCUCUAUGGUGCAACUUCAGCAUACCACAGGACAAGACUCAAUGUGCAGAAGCUCAAGAAAAGAGGGAGAGGUGUGUUUGCAUCGUCCAAAAAUCCAGUGUGAACGUGCACACCAUGGACGGGAAGGACUACAUCGCCCCAUUACCUUUCCAGGUUGCAGACAUUUGGGCAACUGCAUUUGGGCUAAUGUUCGAGCGCAGCAAUCCUGUUCUAGAGUUACCUUUAAGUCCCCUGAGGGAGCCGUUGCCCACCAUGUUCAGCAUGCUGCAUCCACUGGAUGAAAUUGCACCCGUCGUUUGUAAACCAGGAGGGUGUGCGGCCAGCGUGACAAGGGUGCAAUAUGUUGCUGACUACACCAUGAAAAUAGUUUUCUCCGGCACAGCACCUUCAAUCAUCUUGACCUACGACACAGUACAGUGUUUGCACACAGUCUGGGCACUACGCAAAAUUAAAACAGAGGAGCAAAACACAGUUCUGAGACAUCCCAGCACAUCGGGGACUCCUCAGCAGAUAGCUACCAGCAGUUCGUUGACUGCUCACCUCAGAAGCGUCUCCAAGGGCGAGUCGCCCAUCGCCUCGCCGUUUCAAAACUUCUCCUCCUUCCCCAGCCAGAACAGAUCCACGGCCUCGCCAGGCACCCACUCUCGCUCGCACUCGCCUUCCAUCUCAAACAUGGCCGCCCUGAGCCGCUCUCACUCCCCUUCGCUGGGAGCUUCAGCUUUCUCUGGCAUUCAGCGAUUCAACCUAUCGACCUACACUCCUUCUCCAAAGCGUGGCCGUAACUCCCAUUCCCCGAACAGCACCCUCAGUGACUCCUUGCUCGUGUCUGAAACGGAGCCGGUCAUUCCAGAGUUGUGUCUUGAGCACCUGUGGACGGAAAACAUGCCCAACAUGAGGGAGAAGAACUCUCAGGCCACUAAAGUGUUUCUCACCAGUGAUCUCUGUGGUCAGAGGUUCCUGUGUUAUCUGGUGGAGUCUCGGCAUCAGCUGAGGUGUGUGAAAUUUGAAGAAAGCAACGAUUUAACUCAGCUCAUUUUUGGAACUGUUACUGUCAUACAAGCAAAGGAUGCUGCCCCUCUGGAGAGUAUCGACACAAUGGUGGUCCUGGAGAGUUGUGGCAAUCUGGUGCUGUACACUGGUGUUAUUCGGGUAGGGAAGGUGUUUAUCGCAGGACUUCCAGCUCCCUCGUUGUCAGUGUCCAACCCAAUGCCACGGCCAAGCACUCCGUUGGGGAGUGUUAGUACUCCGGCCAGAUCUUCCAGCAGACAUCCUGGUGCUCUGGACGAGAACGUGUGGCCCUCUCCAGUUCCAGAGCUGAAUGAUUCCACUAAGAUUCACGACUCGAACUACAUGGAUGAUUGCACCUUCCAUCAGACGGGAACGUAUAUUCACUCUCUUCGGGAUCCUGUCCAAAACAGAGUUACCCUGGAAAUGAGUAAUGGCAAUUUAAUUAGGAUCUCAAUGCCUGAGAUAACAAAUUCUCAACUGGUGAAGAAAUGCUUGCAAGCAAUAAAAUACAUCCUCCCGAAAGAUGUUGCGGUGCAGGUUUUGAUUAAGUGGUACAACACCUACAAUGCUCCCGGAGGACCCAACUAUCAUUCAGAGUGGAACCUGUUUGUGACCUGCCUCAUGAACAUGAUGGGAUACAGCACAGACAGACUUACAUGGACACGUAAUCUUGAUUUAGAAGGCUCACUGUCGCCUGUAAUUGCUGCCAAAAAAGCCAGGCCUUCAGAAGUUGGCUCGGAUGAGGAUUGGGAGUACCUCCUGACGUGUGACUAUCAUCGUAAUUUUGAGUCCCACCUUCUGGCCGGAGCUCUGCAUUUAGAUCCCCUGAAGGUGUUGCGUCCCAAGGAAGAGGCUUUCCCCAACCUCGGUCUGGACUCAUCGACUCUCCUUUUCGGACACAUCCCUGCCAUUUUGUUUGUGCUGCACUUGAUCUACGAGGAGCUGAAGCUGGACAACCUGAUGCGGGAAGGAGCACGUGCACUUGUUGUGCUCCUACACCAGCUGGCCAGGGAUUUGAAACUGGAUGCGUACAUGGAUUCCUAUUGGCGAGACUACCCUUUAUUGGUGAAAAACCUGAAGCAAAGCUGUAAAAUUGAUCAAGCACAAUUGAGACUCAUGAACCAGCCGCCUUUCCUCACAGUGGAACCUCCGAGCAUCUAUCACUGGCUCUGUUCUUGUCUGAAUGGUGACGUUAUGUCUCCUUUUCCAUACCUGCCUGGCAUCUGUGAAAGAACAAAGUUAGUAGUACAGAGUUUUGCAUUGUACACACUUGGUGAUGAAAAUGCACUCUCCCAUGAGCCAUCCUUGUAUUUAUUGAGAAUCGCAGCAGGGCACAGGAAGCAGCAAGUAGAAGAAGACAGCAAAAGGCGCAGCAUGAAUCCAUGCACUAUAUCCGCCACCAGCUUGGCUGCAAAAUUGGUGGUUUCACUGACAAACCUUGGAUUCACUCUGAAGGAUUUGCAGUCGGUUCCCUUUGGGGUGGCUCUGCCGAUACGGGAUGCCAUCUACCACUGCCGAUCCCAGCCUUCCUCGGACUGGUCCGAAGCUGCCUGCUCACUUAUUGGGCGCCAGGAUCUUUCCAAACAAGCGCACGAAGGAAGACUGCACAAGACCAAAUCCGCACUCGGCCACUUGCUGGUAUCUGAUGGAGCUUCUUCAGGAAACGAAGCCGAGGAGGAGGAAGAUGGAAUGAACGACAUGAACCAGGAUUUGAUGUCCUUGAUUUGGAACGAAGAUCUGCGGGUCCAGGAGGUGCGGCGUCUCCUUCAGAGCACGCACCCCGUGCGGGUCAACGUCGUGCAGAUGCCGGAGGUCAGCGACCACGAGUUCAUCGAGGAAAAGGAAAACAGGUUGCUGCAGCUGUGUCAGCGGACAAUGGCGCUUCCUCCAGGGAGAGGGAUGUUCAGUCUCUUCUCCUACCACCCUGUGCCAACUGAACCGCUCCCAAUUCCAAAGUUAAACCUGACUGGCCGGGCCGCGCCUCGGAACACGACCGUUGAUCUGAACAGUGGCAACAUAGACGUGCCGCCCAACAUGGCGAGCUGGGCCAGCUUUCACAACGGGGUUGCCGCCGGGCUGAAGAUCGCCCCCGCCUCCCAGAUAGACUCGGCCUGGAUCGUGUACAACCGACAGAAGAACACGGAGCUGACCAACGAGUACGCCGGCCUGCUCAUGGCGCUGGGACUCAAUGGGCACCUCAGCAAACUGACCACCAUGAGCAUCCAUGACUACCUCAGCAAGGGCCAUGAGAUGACCAGCAUUGGAUUGCUGCUGGGAAUUUCGGCUGCAAAACUUGGCACAAUGGACAUCUCGGUCACCCGCCUGCUGAGCAUUCACAUUCCUGCUCUCUUACCCCCAACCUCAACCGAGCUGGAUGUCCCUCACAACUUGCAGGUCGCUGCUGUAAUGGGCGUUGGGCUUGUAUACCAAGGCACCGCUCACCGGCACAUUGCUGAAGUACUUCUGACUGAAAUAGGUGAGCCAUCUGGCCCUGAGAUGGAGACAUUUUUACGUUAACUUGCAUUGUACCCCUGGCGGCUGGUUCUCGCUCUUGGUAUGGUCUGUCUUGGGCACGGGAGUAAUCUUAUUGGCAUGUCUGACCUGAACGUCCCUGAUCAGCUGUACCAGUACAUGGUUGGUGGCCACAGACGUGCACAAGCUGGGAUCCUCAGGGAGAAACACAAAUCGCCCAGUUAUCAGAUCAAGGAAGGCGACACUGUGAAUGUGGAUGUUACAUGUCCUGGAGCCACUCUGGCAUUAGCCUUACUCUAUUUGAAAACAAACAACAGGUCUAUUGCAGAUUGGCUUCGAGCUCCAGACACUCAGUACUUGCUGGACUUUGUGAAGCCCGAAUUUCUUCUUAUGCGGACUUUAGCAAGAGGAUUAAUCAUGUGGGAUGAAAUAAAGCCAAGCCCAGCAUGGAUUAAUAGCAACGUACCCACAAUUGUAAGGCAGAAUAAUACAUCACUAAACACAGUGGACGGGCAAGCGCCAGAAGAUGUAGACAUACAAACCAUGCGCCAAGCUCACACCAACAUUAUAGCCGGUGCCUGUAUGGCAAUGGGCCUGCGAUUUGCGGGCUCUUCCAAUGCAGCAGCUUUCAAUUGUCUGUAUAAAUACGUGAAGAUGUUCCUGGAGUCUGUGUCUUCGCCUGUGGCAGUGCUGGCUGGUCACCACAACCUGGAGACGUGUCUGAGUGUGGUUCUGCUGUCCCUUGCCCUGGUGAUGGCGGGUACUGGGAACCUGAAGGUCCUCCAGCUGUGUCGAUUCAUGCACAAGCGGACCGGAGGAGAGAUGAAUUAUGGCUUCCACAUGGCCACUCACAUGGCCCUUGGCCUCCUCUUCUUGGGAGGUGGAAGAUAUUCCUUGUGCACAACCAACUCAGCAAUUGCAGCUCUGCUCUGUGCACUGUAUCCUCACUUUCCAGCUCACAGCACUGACAAUAGGUAUCACCUUCAAGCGUUGAGGCACUUGUACGUGCUUGCUGCCGAGCCACGGCUCCUGGUACCUGUCGACGUGGAUACCAACACACCGUGCUACGCCCUCAUCAAGGUCACCUACAAGGCUUCUCAGUGGAGUGAUGAAAUGACAGUAAACUUGAUGGCGCCUUGCCUUCUUCCUGAACUACACCUGCUGAAAGAGAUCAAAGUAAAAGGCCCCAAAUACUGGGAAAUUAUGAUGGAUCUCUUGAAAGGAGCUCAAAGUUUACAAUCAAUCCUAUCGAAAGAUGGUUUUCUCUACGUCAAGCUCCGAGCGGGCCACCUCUCCUACACCGAGGAUCCGAAAGGGUUUCGCAGUCUUUUAGCUCAAACAUUCACUCAUAGAAACCCUGAGUUCCUAUCGAUCAAGCCAGAAGCUGUCUCGGCUUUCACCUCCGACCCAGCUCUGCUUUCGUUUGCCGAGUAUUUCUGCAAACAUUCAAAGAAAGACGGGGAGAAACAGGAAGUGCUGGAUUUGCUUUCAUCCAUCCUCUAUGAGUGUGUUACUCAAGAGAAGCCGGAAAUGUUGCCCACGUACAUGGCCGUUGACCAGGCAGUCAGGAGAUUAGAACGGAAAGAAAUGUCGGAAACGUUUGAGUUGUGGCAGAUGAAACUAGUGCAGCAGUUCUAUAACUCCACUUCACUCCAAACGAACUUCAAAAACAGCAGCACUGGACUUCUGAUCAAUUCUGAGUUUCUCCUUGCCAUGAAGAGCUCCUUGGACUGUACUCUAGAUCAUUGGCUACAUGCAUCGGGAGACGUGCUGUUACAUUCCUACCUAAGUAGUCAGCCAGUGGAGGAAUCACAGAUCGCAAUGCUGGCUUGUUUUUUGGUCUAUCAUUCUGUGCCAACGCACCAGCAGAUGACAGCAAACGGAAUUGAAGGUACUACGGGAUUUUCCCAACUCCUGCUGAAGUUUAGCCAGCUGCGUUUACCUGUGCAGGCCUUGUUGAGGUUAGCUCCGGUGAUUCUGGGGAAUCCACAGGCCAUGUUGGUUUGAUGACCUCUGACCCCGACUAACAGCUCAAGAACCUGCGGGGCCCAUCAAUGGAAUCACCGCUGUCUGAUUAUGGAGUUGAUUGUCCUGACACUAAAACACAUUACGAAACAAGUAAACCCCACCAUUUGUUACCGUGCGUCACCAUCAAGUUGUAGGUUUGUAUCUGUUAAACAAAUUUGGCUCGAAUCAGUGAAUAAAGAUGUCUACUUUUUGCA
Leucoraja erinaceus (little skate) is the source of this 6196-nucleotide messenger RNA. It is a transcript of the gene anapc1, whose product is annotated as anaphase promoting complex subunit 1. Gene Ontology annotation, biological process: metaphase/anaphase transition of mitotic cell cycle; anaphase-promoting complex-dependent catabolic process; protein K11-linked ubiquitination. NCBI's taxonomy places the organism in Eukaryota, Metazoa, Chordata, Chondrichthyes, Rajiformes, Rajidae. Gene Ontology annotation, cellular component: anaphase-promoting complex. The transcript has 49 exons. Gene Ontology annotation, molecular function: molecular adaptor activity. The record is from RefSeq and is a predicted model, not a curated record.